UCCGGGACUGGCAUCCUCUGCGUUGCUGCUCUGCUCGGCGGGGACCCCGCGCGCGGCCAUGGCGGUGCGGCGGCGGCCAGUGCGCGUGCUGGUGGACAUGGACGGCGUGCUGGCAGACUUCGAGUCUGGCCUCCUGCAGGGCUUCCGCCGCCGCUUCCCCGGGGACCCGCACGUGCCGCUGGAGCAGCGCCGCGGUUUCCUCGCCAGCGAGCAGUACCGAGCCCUGCGGCCGGACCUAGCGGAGAAACUGGCCAGUGUGUAUGAAGCUCCAGGCUUUUUCCUAAACUUGGAGCCCGUCCCUGGGGCCGUGGACGCUUUUCGAGAGAUGAACGACUUGCAAGACACCGAGGUCUUCAUCUGCACCAGCCCACUGCGGAAGUACGACCACUGUGUGGGCGAGAAGUAUCGUUGGGUAGAGCAGAACCUGGGGCCUGAGUUUGUGGAACGGAUUAUCCUGACUAGGGACAAGACAGUAGUCAUGGGGGACCUGCUCAUUGAUGACAAAGACACCAUUCAAGACCGCAUGCUGUGCCUUUCCUGCUGCAGGCCUCGAGGAGACCCCAAGCUGGGAGCACAUCUUGUUCACCUGCUGCCACAAUCAGCACCUGGCCCUGCCCCCCACCAGGAGACGGCUGCUUUCCUGGAGUGAUAACUGGAGGGGCAUCAUAGAUAGCAAGCGAACCGGCCUGUGAAGGACCCUGAGGUGUGUCAACAGGAGCCUGCACGCACAAGUGACUUUCUCCAGGCAGGGAGCCACGGUAACCUCCACUUGAACAGACUCCGCCAUCUGGCCCUUCUCAAGAUGGCUGCACCCAGAAGGAGCAGGGCUGGUACAGAAAUACAACGGGAAAAUCAGGAGAUUUUUAAUAAAAAUGAAAACCAAAA
Messenger RNA from Peromyscus eremicus (cactus mouse), 885 nucleotides. It is a transcript of the gene Nt5c, whose product is annotated as 5', 3'-nucleotidase, cytosolic. Gene Ontology annotation, molecular function: 5'-nucleotidase activity. Gene Ontology annotation, biological process: pyrimidine deoxyribonucleotide catabolic process. The coding region runs from base 59 to 649 and encodes 196 amino acids. The record is from RefSeq and is a predicted model, not a curated record. Lineage: Eukaryota; Metazoa; Chordata; Mammalia; Rodentia; Cricetidae. The transcript is spliced from 5 exons.